Moneuplotes crassus is the source of this 1609-nucleotide messenger RNA. The record is from the annotation of a GenBank genome assembly. Lineage: Eukaryota; Ciliophora; Spirotrichea; Euplotida; Euplotidae.
AAAUUUUUGGGAAAUAUGGAAGUGACUAUAUCGUUAGAUCAGCUAAUCAAGUACCACUCGAAGAUCGUCAUGUUGAAGAAAAACCCAGAAAAGUUAGCAGUCUUUGUUAGUAAAAUGAUCGGUUCAGGGAGUAAGUCCCAAAUAAUGCAGAUAUAUGACAUGAUUGUGCCUCCAUUUUCAAACCUAAAGAGUAAAGAUAAAUAGGAAAGUGGCAGCUUUGAUUAUUUUUGAAAUAUGUUCGACUAAUUUUGAGCUUCUUUGAAUGAUCUCUGAAAAGCUAAAAUUCUCACCAGCCAAUGGGAAAGUAUGACUGAAUACAAUCCCGAAGGCAUUAACCGAAAAAUUUAAUAAUAAUCAUGAGCUGUUCAACGAACUUAAACAAUUCCUUGAAAGCUCUGCUUUGAUAGAGAACAAGGACAACUUUUGGACUUUUCCUGAGUUUAAAAGUACUCAUAAAAUAAACCAGAAUUCUCUGCCCAAGAAUUUGAAGGAUUUGGUUUUCCCUGAUCCAAAAUAUUACAUGAUGGGAUUCAACCUAGACAAGAAAGAAAAUGGGUCUGAAAACAAGCAAAGUGAUUGGAAUAUCAGUCAAUCUAGGACAAAUGAUACAUUAAAGAAAAGUUUUAAUAAGCCUUCUUCUCCAUUGGAGGCAUCUACCUACAGUGACCAUAGCCGGAAGAACUUCUCUUCUCAGAAUCAUAAGUCAAUGAUACAGAAGUUGAAAUCGAACAAGAGACACCCUUGUAAGCCUAAGAAGAGUAUACAAUUUGCAGGAAACAAGAGGAGCAGUAUCCAGGAUGUACUAUACAAGCCAAAAUUUAGCAUAACUUCGAAGAGCAAUACCUCCGUGAAGGCCUCUUCCAAGGUGAAAAAUUACUCCAUGGUCAAGAAAUACAUGCUUAAGAAGGAUAAUGACAGGGAGAGCAAAAAGUUUUCCAUUUUGAAAAAGAAGCCGUACAAGAACUCCACCCCUGUGAGCGCUUCAAUGUGAAUGCAAGGAAGGAGCAGUGAUCUUAUUAAUAAUCUGAGUCAGAUAUCUGGCCGGUCUUUCUAUAGUAAGUCUAAUGCCACUCAGACCCCAAAGUCGGCUAUGAAGGCUAAGUUUAAGACCAAUGGAGAGCAGCAGAAUGAAUUUGCUACAAAAACUUUAUAUAAAUCCCAAAAUACUCCAAAGCAGAGGGCGAUUCCAAGGCCUAAGCCAAAGGUAAUCUCUUCUCCGGGAAAAGCAAAGAAGGCUUCCCAAAAGAUGAAGGAGAUAAAGUCAAAAUUUACUCCAAGUAGAAACCAAAAAAUGAAGUCUGAUGGGCUUAACUCCUACGAAAAUUCGAAACCUAAGAAGAUUAUAUUCCAACAGAUGUGAAGCAAGCCUACUACAGUGAGUAGCAGGCUAAGAAAGAUGAAAGAGCAAGCUCUUAUCUCCUCAAGACUGAGGAAUAAGAAAUCUGCUGGGCCUGAAUAUAGCUCAUCUCUGCAUGAAGCAAUGAACAAAUCAAGUCUUGAUUAUUAUGCCAGGGCAAAGCCAAAUGCGACUAAAUUUCAGAAGUUAAGAAAGCGUGUGGCUAAAACCUUCGUGGAAAAUCGCUUAAAAUAAUUAUACUACUAUAUUUAC